UCUCUUAUCAGAGCCUCUCUGAUCGUCUCUGAUCCUGAUGCGGGACCCUAUACUCCAAAUAUGGAACUACUCUUUUCCGGUGCAUUGACAGAUAGUUGGGCGGUACAUGUGUGUGUUUACUACAGAUAGAGAGGAGGCUGCUGCUGCUGCUGCUGGGUUGGCACACUCUGCUAAUAGAGUCACUGACUCGCGCGUCUUUUUCGAGCCCUCUCUGAAGUGGACUGCAUUUUAGACUUCUUCCAGUAGUGUGUUUCAUUUUGUGCAGGUGCUUUGGAACUUUGCCGGGAGACUUCAAUUGAACUCUUUCUAACUUUUGUCUUUAAAAGGCUGUAGCUAGUUUCACGACAAUCGUUUGUUAUCGAUUAACUGUUGGGGCACUGGAGCAACACUCUUCCAGUUUGUGUGCAGGUAACUGAGCUGGGUCACUGGUAGUGUGAUGGAGGAGUAAGAAAGCGGGGCUGCAGUUGGUGUUCAUGGAGCAGAACCCUGCUGUGAUGUGGAUCUGUCUGCUGGGGGCAACACUUGCCCUGGUUCUACCUCCAGCUGUCUCCUUAACGUCCUUGAAGACAGACCCCAGACCCCCCAGGCUGAUUGGCUGUGUGUUCAUAAAUCGAGCGAAUGUCACCUGCAGCUGGGAGCCGGGGGACACUCCAGCAACACACUACACUCUGCAAGUUAAGAGGAUCCCAGGGAUUCGAAGAUCUAACAUCUCAUUUAAAAGCCCUCUGACGACGUUCAGCUGUACCACGUCUGGCACCAGCUGCACAGCAGCGCUUAAUGGCUCAUCCGUGAGGUUUACAUUCAACAUUACUGUCACAGCUCACAGUCAGAGCGAGGAUAUAGUGUCACAAAGCCGCUGUCAGUCAGGUAGAAUUGAAGUGAUGUUGCCUCCUGCGAUUUUGAAAAGUGUAAAGCCCGUCAAAGAGAGACCUCAGUGUCUGAAUGUAACCUGGAGCAGCAUACUGUCUGAAUUUCCAGUGUCUCACCAUGAAAUCAAAGCGGGAGACCUGACAUCCCAAAUCCAGUUCACAGCAAAGGGACAGUUGGAUGUUCAGGUCCAAAAUGUGACAGUGAGAGACUACAGCUUCCUGGUGUGUGUCUUCAGACCUGAUACAUCAUACAGCAUCAGGCUGCGUCACCGCUACCUGAGCGCAAUGAGUCCCUGGAGCCUGUGGAGCAACGAAGCCCAGGGAGGGACAGCAGAGGACGCUCCCUCUGAUGCCCCAGCAUUCUGGAGACAAGUGAAACAGACAGACAUGAACGGUUGGAGACGGACCUCACUGCUGUGGCAGCCCCUGCCUCUCUCUCUUGCCAAUGGCAGAGUUCUGUUCUACAAUGUGACCUGUGAGACUGAGAGCAGUCAUGUCCUGAAUGAUCCUGGGAGCUGCAGAGAUUUGGAUCAUGCAAGUACCUCCUGUAGCCUGCUCCUCCCUGCUGGACGAUGCUCAUGCUCUCUGACGGCCUCGACCUCUGGAGGGACCUCACCAGAAGCUCAAAUAUGGCUCCUUGGAGCCUCUGACGCAGAGACACCAUCUAUGAGCAACCUCUCUGCAAGCCCCCUGGAUGACAGCCGGUUAGAUGUUCGUUGGACGGCUCCAGCUGAUUGGCCAUCAAGUGGCUACGUGGUGGAGUGGUUUGCUGUGAGAGACAAAAAUAGCAGCAUCCUUCACUGGAAGAGGCUGAAUAGUUCCUGCACAGCAUUAGUCAUCACAGAGGGAGUACAGCCCUUGGAGCGUUUUGCUGUUUCAGUCAGAGCGUUGUAUGGUGAAAGAGGGGCGGGUCAGAACAAGACCAUCUACAUUUAUACACUCCAAGGAGCGCCCUCUGCUGGUCCUUUAGUGGAAGUGAAGCAGAUCUCUGGCAGCUCAGUAAAGCUCACCUGGACUGCUGUACCUGUGGAGCUGCUUCAUGGGUUUCUCCGCAACUACACACUCUACUUCAAAACAGCAACACAACCAGCCAAGAGUGUGAGUGUGCCUGCUCAGGCUAACAGUUACUCUCUGAGGAAUCUGUCCCCUGGUAGCUACGACAUCUUCAUGCAGGCCAACACUGACCCUGGAGCUGGAAUAGUUGGACCCAUCACUAAUGUGCACAUAGGCUCUGACGAGGUUUCUUUAGUGGUGUGGGCCGUCCUUUCCCUCAUACUGACUUCCCUGGUGCUCGUAGCGGUGGCCUGUUUGGCACAGACUAAGAUGGUGAAAAAGAAGCUGUUCCAGGACGUCCCCAAUCCUUCCCAAAGCAGCUUGGCUAACUGGACCCCAAAACCUGCUUUGGAGGGCAUGAAGUGGCCUGCUGAUAAGAUACAGAUGAAAUACUCUGAGGUUGUUUUGCUUGGUGAAAGUAAGCUGCUGAACUCAGACCAUGACAAAGAAGACCUCACCUAUAAAAGUUUGUGUAAUCUCCAAACAUAUUCCUUGAAUGGCUACAAUCACUUUCCAGUAUCAGGGGCUCAGACUUGCAACAAAAGCUCAGCCAAAGCCAAGACAUCCUCUGACUCUGAUCUGUCUGCCAUCUACUCAGAUGUCCUCACCUCUCAGAUUCCUCAAAGUCUCCAGAAGCCCCUUCUGACACUUUCCCACCUUCAGUACGACUGGCAGCACAGCAUCAUCAGUGUCAGUGACGUUGAGUUACAGCCAGAGGGAGACAGUGAUCUGGAUGCUUCUCUACAGAGUAGAGCUGCUACAGACUCUGAGUCACCACUUUCCCAAACAUACGCACUGAAAGUCCUGUGUCAUACUCAGAGUCAAAGCUCUGACUCCAGCAGUGUCUCUCUGUCCUCUGUUUUCAUUUCUCCCCCAGCUGAAGUGAAGUCACCCCAACACCUCUUUUUAAAAAAAAUAUAUAACUCUGUCCCGACGCUCCAGUCGGACACUUUCACUCACCCUGAUAAUCUUUGUGGAACCAUGUCCGCCAUGCCGUUUCCUCGUUCUAUGUUUGUGGAUUUCUCCUACAGUCCAGUGGGGUAUGAUGACCCCUACGUGUGUCCUGCUGUUUAGGUUUUUGGAGAAUGUAUACUUUUUACUAAAUAAGCUGCAUCUGUGAGAAAUAUAUGCUCACCCUAUGACUCAAUGUGAUUUUAUUCUUCUGUGAAACUUAAAUCUGAUUAAGAGUUUUAAGUUUGUUAAUAUUUUAUGGUCAGUAUUACUGUAAACAUUCUUUUAAAGGAGUAGCUUUGGAAAUGCACUUUUUUUGAUUAGUUGUAAUGAGUUUUAUGGGAGGAUGUAUUCAACUGUUUGCUUAUGUUUAUUAAAUAUGAAACUGGAGGGAGCCAUUUGUUAGCCUAGCUUAGCAUAAUGACCGGAAACAGAGGGGAAACAGCUGCUAGCGUAUGUAUACAAACAUAUCUACUACUCAGCUGAUUUCAAAAAUAUUUUUAAAACAGUUAUUUAUUGUACUUUGUUGUCUUUCCUCAACACAAAGUUCAGUUAGCUGUCUCUUUUUGUUUCUACCCAAAGCUAAGCUAACUGACUAUAGCUCCAAUGUAACAUCUGAAACAGUGGGAAAGGGGGAUGAAUAUAUCAGACUGUAUAAAUAUCAAGUCUAUUUUUACAACAAAUAUAAUAUUAUCAUGCAGAUGUUUUAUUCCUGUGUAUAUGUUUUAAUUUUCAAAAGUGAAUGGCAGCUCUGAAAGCCCUAGGUGGACAUCUAAUUUAUUUACUAAAUUUUCCUGUUAUCCUGUUAAAAAUGUGUUGAAACGUUUGCAGGAGUGUACUUAAAUUUUUUUAAUGUCUGAUCCCUCUACCAUUCAUCUAUCUAAAAAAAAAUACGUGCGAAGUAUUUUCUAUAGUUGAAAAAAAUAACAGAAGAAAAUGUGCUGCAAUGAAAUGCAAAGAAAGUUAAACACUGCCUUAAUACAUUAUUUUAAAAUAAUGUCAGCCUCUGAAAACCUUAAUAACCAAUCAUAGUUUUGGAUUUCGGGUGGCUCCAUGUUGUAGCUAAUUAGUUAGGCACAGCCCUGACAGUAUUUUAUCACCUGUUUGUGGUAUUGGUGGAUAUUUGGUCUAUUGUGAAGUAUUUAUAAUGUCUUUUUGAAACUGUGCUUUAUUAUAUAUUUGAUUCUCAUAUUGCAAUGUGACAGCCUUAACUUGAAUACUGAGGAAUUUAAAUAACUCCGAAUAUGUCAGUGUCCUGACCAUAGACUGUAUAAAAUAGGUCCUGACAUUCGAAUGAGCCUGUUUCAUUUAUUAAUUUCUUUAUUUGGUGCAUCUUAAUCUAUGAACGUACAAUGUUGCAGCUAAAAACCACGCAACAAAAAGCUUUACUUUGACAUUGUGUUGUGUUACUUAAUGUGCAUGAUUUUUGCCUGAAUAUUGAGAAAAGGUAUCUAUUUCAUGAAAAGUCUUUAACUUUGAAGUAAGUAAUGAAACAUUGUAAAUAAAGAAACA
This is a messenger RNA of Notolabrus celidotus (New Zealand spotty), 4385 nucleotides long. RefSeq names its product interleukin-6 receptor subunit beta. Gene Ontology annotation, biological process: cytokine-mediated signaling pathway. The transcript has 16 exons. Gene Ontology annotation, molecular function: cytokine receptor activity; cytokine binding. Gene Ontology annotation, cellular component: external side of plasma membrane; signaling receptor complex. NCBI's taxonomy places the organism in Eukaryota, Metazoa, Chordata, Actinopteri, Labriformes, Labridae. Bases 474 to 2996 code for a protein of 840 amino acids. The record is from RefSeq and is a predicted model, not a curated record.